Trichoderma harzianum CBS 226.95 is the source of this 393-nucleotide messenger RNA. RefSeq lists its product as hypothetical. The transcript is spliced from 2 exons. NCBI's taxonomy places the organism in Eukaryota, Fungi, Ascomycota, Sordariomycetes, Hypocreales, Hypocreaceae. The coding region runs from base 1 to 393 and encodes 130 amino acids. The record is from RefSeq and is a predicted model, not a curated record.
AUGGAUUUGGCAUAUGCCAUGCACACUGGACGAGCACGCAUCAUUCCCACUGAAACCUACUCGAUUGAUGUCCAGCUGCCGACCAACUCUGUCGUCACUCACGACGAAUUGGAGGCGGCCAUGCUGAAAAGGCUCCCAGAUUCGACAAAGACCAUGUGCCGGAUCGAUGUCUAUCCUCAAGAUAUCUCAGAGGUGGUCGUCAAGGAAUAUGAGAUGCCCUUUGCCAAUAAAGGACAUCAAUGCGACGCAUUCAUCAACGGCAACGGGACCAUCGAGGACCGCUUUACUUUGUUGAACAUCCUCCAGCAAGAAAGCUUUUCGUUCAUUGUCGCUUCUACCUCUUAUGCCGCAAUGAAGAACUUGUUUCAACCACUGCCGCCGCCGCUUCGAUAA